This is a messenger RNA of Mugil cephalus (flathead mullet), 1235 nucleotides long. It is a transcript of the gene mnat1, whose product is annotated as MNAT1 component of CDK activating kinase. The record is from RefSeq and is a predicted model, not a curated record. Gene Ontology annotation, molecular function: cyclin-dependent protein serine/threonine kinase activator activity. The coding region runs from base 134 to 1069 and encodes 311 amino acids. Lineage: Eukaryota; Metazoa; Chordata; Actinopteri; Mugiliformes; Mugilidae. Gene Ontology annotation, cellular component: transcription factor TFIIH holo complex. The transcript has 8 exons. Gene Ontology annotation, biological process: nucleotide-excision repair; regulation of transcription by RNA polymerase II; positive regulation of cyclin-dependent protein serine/threonine kinase activity.
ACUAGAUGCGUUUCGAGUCGGACCGCACUCGCUGAAGCGCAGCGGUUCGCCGCUAAGAAAGUGACAGAAACCCUGCUAAUUGUUGACAUUUCUUGUGUUUAUUUGUAUAUAUAUUUUUGUGCCUGUGGCAGAAAUGGACGACCAGGGGUGUCCGAGAUGUAAAACAACCAAGUACAGGAAUCCGUCGCUGAAGCUGAUGGUGAACGUCUGCGGCCACACGCUAUGCGAGAACUGCGUGGAGAUGCUGUUUGUGCGCGGCUCGGGCAACUGCGUGCAGUGCGACACGCCCCUGAGGAAGAGCAACUUCCGCGUGCAGCUCUUCGAAGACCCCACGGUAGAUAAGGAGGUGGAGAUCCGCAAGAAAGUGCUGAAGAUUUACAACAAGAGAGAUUUUGACUUCCCCAGCCUGAGAGAGUAUAACGAUUAUCUGGAGCAAGUGGAGGACAUAGUGUACAACCUGACAAACAACAUCGAUGUGGAGAACACCAAGCUGAGGAUGGAGCAGUACCAAAGAGAGAACAGAGACGUCAUCCAGAGGAAUAAGGCUAAGCUUACUCGGGAGCAGGAAGAGCUGGAAGAGCUGCUGCUGCUGGAGCAGCAGAGCAAUGAGCAGCGGAGACUGGAGGUGCUGCAGGAGGAGCAGAGGCAGCUACAGGCAAAGAAGAAGAACAAACAGGCUCUGCUGGAUGAACUGGAGCAGUCGCAGCUUCCUGCCACCAUCUUGCUGGCUCAACACAAGGUUCGAGCCGCCCAGCUGGAGACGCAGAUAGAGCAGCAGAAACAGGCGGUGAAGCCUACCAGCAUAUUUUCAACUGGAAUCCAUAUGCGCCAGAAUGUGUGUCUCCAGCCCGUUCCCAAGAUAGAAGAAGUUCUCUACCACUACAGACCCCUUCAAGUGGAAACCUACGGACCCACGGUGCCUGAACUGGAGCAGCUUGGGAGAUUCGGGUAUCUGAACCACGUGCGGGCCGCUUUGCCUCAGGACACGGCCGGAGGAUACAGCUCGGCUUUGGCGUGCCAUCGAGCCAUCGAGGAUGCUUUCAGUGGGCUGUUCCCUUCGAAAGGCUGAACCCCUCCGGAGCGCUUACAGUUAGAAAUGUGACCGAAUGGACUAUAAAUACAGCUUUGCUGCCACUAUUCUGAUGUGGUGGGUGAUGCUGUCACUACUUUUUUUUCAUGAAGGUGUACGUGAGUUUUAUAUUUUUGUUUUUUAAAUAAAACACAAUGAACACUGA